ACCAUUGCCUUCUCUUGGUCUCUCGCUUAUCAAGGUAAGAUUACCUAAAAUCAAGCCAAACCUUUCCUUCCUCUAUAAAUAAGCACCAAUCCAUCACAGAUACAAAAAACAGAGCAUUGCGAGAAAGUAGAGAGAGAAACAAUUUGAUUAAAAGAAAAUAAUAAUAAUAAUAUCAAAAUGGUUCUUCUCGAAAAGCUUUGGGACGAUGUGCUCGCCGGACCUCAGCCCGACAGAGGCCUCGGCAAGCUCCGCCGAAAGGCCUCCCCCAAGCCCCUCGUCAUCAACCAAGAUGGUGAAGGAGAAAGCAGUGCUGGCAAGGCGUUCCAACGAACAAUGUCGAUGCCGGAGACACCACGAACGCCGGUGAUGCCGCCGGAGACGGCGAAGAAGGCCAACGUGUGGCGGAGCGUUUUCAACCCGGGGAGCAACAUAAACACCAAGACCAUAGGGGCUGAUCUCUUUGACAAGCCUCAGCCAAAUUCGCCUACUGUUUACGACUGGAUGUACAGUGGAGAGACAAGGAGCAAGCACCGCUGAAGAAGCAGAUCGCUAUUUAUAUAUAUGAUGUUAAGAAUAAAUAUAUUACAAAUUUACCAUUUACUUUGAGAGGUUGAACCUUUGUAUUCGGUAGAUAUUUUGUCAAUGUGGUGAUGGAGGUUUGUAAUGUAAAAAACUGCUUUUUUUAUGUAAUUAUAAGU
Molecule: messenger RNA, 698 nt
Organism: Dendrobium catenatum
Lineage: Eukaryota; Viridiplantae; Streptophyta; Magnoliopsida; Asparagales; Orchidaceae
Product: auxin-repressed 12.5 kDa protein
Exons: 3
Coding region: 178-537 (119 amino acids)
Source: RefSeq, a predicted model, not a curated record